Lytechinus variegatus (green sea urchin) is the source of this 2011-nucleotide messenger RNA. Its product is annotated as acetyl-coenzyme A transporter 1-like. Gene Ontology annotation, cellular component: membrane. The transcript has 7 exons. Bases 193 to 1821 code for a protein of 542 amino acids. Lineage: Eukaryota; Metazoa; Echinodermata; Echinoidea; Temnopleuroida; Toxopneustidae. Gene Ontology annotation, molecular function: acetyl-CoA transmembrane transporter activity. The record is from RefSeq and is a predicted model, not a curated record.
UCUAAUUACUUGGAAAAAUCACCUAAUUUUCUAUCCUUUUCAGAAUUUUUGGAGGAUGAAUACAGACAAAUGGACCUCUAAUUAAGUAGCUGAAAAUUUAUAUUGCUGAUUAGGUUUUUCCAGUUUGAAACCUACCUGUUUCUGAAUUUCCUCUUGGAGACCUGCCAAGCAGUGAAGACCAACUGAAAGACCAUGAGAAGAGGCAAGGAUAGACAGGGGAGUGACAUGCAAGAGGUUGAUGAUAGAGCGGCUCUUAUGAAAGAAGAUAUGGAUGUCCCAACAGACAGAAAAGGGCUGGAUUCCGAACCUGAUAAAAACCAUGCAGGAUGCACUAACCUUGGUCGGGAUCGGAACAGUAUCGCGUUGCUUCUGCUUCUCUACAUCCUUCAGGGGAUACCCCUUGGCCUUGCCGGAAGCAUCCCUCUCCUCCUGCAAAGCCGUAGCAUCAGCUACAAGCAACAAGCUAUCUUCAGCUUUGUGUACUGGCCAUUUAGCGUAAAGCUCCUCUGGGCACCUAUCGUUGAUUCUGUGUUCUUUUCACGGAUCGGUCGUCGCAAGUCGUGGCUGAUCCCAUGUCAGUACUUGAUUGGCCUUUUCAUGAUGAUACUAUCAGGCCAAGUUACAAGUCUCCUGGGUGAUGAUGGAGCAGAUCCUAAUGUCCUCUUGCUGACCGUUCUCUUCUUUAUGCUGAACUUCCUGGCAGCCACGCAGGAUAUCGCUGUGGACGGUUGGGCCCUUACUAUGUUGUCUCCGAGUAAUGUUGGAUAUGCGUCAACAUGCAAUUCCGUUGGUCAGACAGCUGGUUACUUCAUUGGGAAUGUGAUCUUCAUUGCUCUGGAGUCCGCUCAUUUUUGCAAUACUUACUUACGCUGGGAGCCUCAGGAGCAGGGAAUAGUCACUUUACAAGAUUUUUUAUUUUUCUGGGGGAUCGUUUUCUUCAUAACAACAACCAUCAUCGGCAUAUUAAAGCAUGAGAAGGAUAGCCAUGGAGAUCAUGAGAUGGAUGUCAUCACUGCAUAUAAACAGUUCUAUCAAAUUUUGCAGCUUCCAGUUGUCAAAAACUUUCUUAUGAUUGUCAUCACUUCUAAGAUGGGUUAUGCAGCUGCUGAUGCCAUCACGGGUCUCAAACUGAUAGAAGCCGGAGUACCGAGGGAGGACAUGGCUCUCCUCGCUGUCCCACUCGUCCCCCUCCAGAUAAUCUUGCCUUGGAUUAUUAGCAAGUAUACAGCCGGAACAAGGCCGUUGAAUAUCUACCUCAAAGCCAUGCCAUGGAGGUUGAUUAUGGGCCUUGAAUUUGCCUUUGUAGUCUGGGUAACUCCAUCGUUUAAACUUGCUGAUGGAUCUUUCCCUGUCUCUUAUUUUUUGUUGCUUCUCAUCAGCUAUGCAGUUCAUCAGGUGGCCCUUUACAGCAUGUUUGUAUCUACCAUGGCAUUCAAUGCCCGUGUCUCUGAUCCUUUGAUGGGAGGUACUUACAUGACCCUGCUCAACACCGUCUCCAACCUCGGGGGCAACUGGCCCGUCACGGUAGCCCUAUGGCUAGUGGACAGCCUCAGCUGGAAGUCAUGCCAUGGGGGCACAGAGGAAGGGUUGGACUGCGACACGAAAGCAGAAGCAGAGGUAUGCACAAAAGCUGAUGGCAAAUGCGUCACCGAUAUCGACGGCUACUACAUAGAAUCCAUCCUCUGCGUGAUAAUCGGGUUUGCAUGGUUGAGAAUCUGCGCACAAAGGAUACGCAGGCUGCAAGAGCUACCUCUUGAUUCUUGGAGAUUACCAACUAAAGGAUCAUCAAGGUCACCUCAGAAAGGCUCAUCAAUAGAUUGACUAUCACAGGCUCAUCAGGUAUGAGCCACAUCUUAAGAACUGUUUUAUUGUAGUGUUUUGUUCCUCAAGGCCGGUCUUUGCCUCAAGAACAAUAGGUAGCCUUUGGCUUUGUCCUUGGCCCCGACUUCUUGGCCUUGCUCUUAGAGGUCUAGUCCUUUGACUUUACCACAGAGGUCUGUAUACCUUGGUC